Messenger RNA from Cucurbita maxima (winter squash), 2877 nucleotides. RefSeq names its product pentatricopeptide repeat-containing protein At2g31400, chloroplastic-like. The coding region runs from base 223 to 2820 and encodes 865 amino acids. Gene Ontology annotation, molecular function: protein binding. The transcript has 4 exons. Gene Ontology annotation, cellular component: chloroplast. The record is from RefSeq and is a predicted model, not a curated record. Lineage: Eukaryota; Viridiplantae; Streptophyta; Magnoliopsida; Cucurbitales; Cucurbitaceae.
AGAUUCCAUGUUUCCUGCUGCAGCUCCAUUUGCAGUACUCCAUCUCUCUCUCUCUCUAAACCCUGACCCAUUUCCAGAAAUUUACCUGCGUUGUCUGCCAUUAAUGGCGGUCACGAGCUUCCUGGAAGGUCAUGUCCAUUAAUCACUGUAAUCAACUAUUCCUCUCUCUUUAAGGCUUUUUCGCGUUCUUUCUUGUUCCUCUUUUUGAUUUGUAGCGUUUCAAUGGCUUCCACUCCACCGCACUGCUCAAUCACCACGGCAAAGCCGUAUCAAACUCGUCAAUACCCACAAAAUAACCUGAAAAACCAUCAGAAUCCCCGCCAGAACGGCUCUUGGACGACGACGCAUAAGGUUUCUCUUGUCAAACCAGUGUCCCCAACUCCCACUCACAGUGCGACUAAAUCCACUUCUACUUCUACUCCCCUUUCACAAAGCCCUAAUUUCCCAUCUCUUUGCUCUCUCUCCUCGAAAUCUGACCUCGUUUCUAACUUCUCCGGCCGCCGCUCAACUCGAUGCGUAUCAAAGUAUCACAAUCGCCGCCCCAAGUCCUCCAUGGCCACUCGUCACACUGCGAUCGCUGAGGAGGUUCUGAAUCAGGCGCUUCAAUUUGGUAAGGACGAUACGAGUUUAGAUAAUAUUUUGCUCGAGUUCGAAUCUCAUCUUUGUGGGUCGGUAGACUAUACGUUUUUACUUCGGGAGCUUGGGAAUAGAGGAGAAUGUUGGAAAUCAAUUAGAUGCUUUGAAUUUGCGCUUGUUAGAGAGGGAAGGGACAAUGAGCGAGGUAAACUAGCUAGUGCGAUGAUUAGUACGCUUGGUAGGCUUGGGAAAGUAGAACUUGCUAAGGGUGUUUUUGAAACAGCAUUGAAUCAAGGAUAUGGGAACACAGUUUACGCAUUCUCUGCUUUGAUAAGUGCUUAUGGGAAGAGUGGUUACUUUGAUCAAGCUAUUAAGGUGUUUGAAUCCAUGAAAGCUUCAGGAUUAAAACCGAAUUUGGUUACUUAUAAUGCUGUAAUUGAUGCUUGUGGAAAAGGAGGAGUUGAGUUUAAGAAAGUGGUGGAGGUUUUUGAAGAAAUGUUGAGGAAUGGUGUCCAACCUGAUAGAAUUACUUAUAACUCACUUCUUGCUGCGUGUAGUCGAGGAGGGUCGUGGGAGGCAGCUCGGAACUUGCUUAACGAGAUGGUAGAUAGAGGGAUUGAUCAAGAUAUCAUUACUUAUAACACACUUUUGGAUGCGGUUUGCAAAGGUGGGCAGAUGGAUUUGGCCUUCGAGAUUAUGUUAGAAAUGCCUGCCAAGAAAAUACUGCCUAAUGUGGUUACUUACAGCACAAUGGCUGAUGGGUAUGCCAAGGCUGGUAGAUUAGAAGAUGCUCUAAACUUAUACAAUGAAAUGAAGUUUCUGCGCAUUGGUUUGGAUAGAGUUUCAUAUAAUACAUUGCUUUCAAUCUAUGCCAAGCUUGGCAGGUUUGAAGAUGCUCUGAAUGUUUGCAGAGAGAUGGGGAGGUCCGGUGUUAAAAAGGACGUUGUUACUUACAACGCGCUUCUAGAUGGAUAUGGAAAGCAGGGGAAGUUUAAUGAAGUUAUUAGAGUAUUUAACGAAAUGAAAAGAGACGGCGUAUCACCGAAUUUGUUAACUUAUUCUACAUUAAUUGACGUAUACUCUAAAGGUAGUCUAUAUGAAGAGGCAAUGGAGGUCUUUCGUGAAUUCAAGCAGGCUGGCUUGAAGGCUGAUGUAGUUCUUUAUAGUGAACUCAUCAAUGCUUUAUGUAAAAAUGGUUUAGUCGAUUCCGCUGUAUCGUUGCUUGAUGAGAUGAUAAAAGAAGGGAUUAGGCCUAAUGUUAUCACUUACAAUUCGAUAAUCGAUGCCUUUGGUCGUUCUACAACGGAAGAAUCUCUAGUUGAGGCUGUUGGUGCAGCUAGUGAAUCCCCAUCCUUCAUAGUGAUGGAGGGUGUGGAUGAGAGUGAGAUAGAAAGUUGGGUCAGUGACCAUGUCUUCAAAUUCUAUCGGCGGCUUGUUGCUGAGAAAGAAGGGCCUGCAAAGAAGGAAAGACUAGGCGAAGAAGAGAUCAGGUCCAUCUUGAGGGUCUUCAAGAAGAUGCAUGAGCUAGAGAUAAAACCAAACGUGGUCACCUUUUCAGCGAUUCUAAAUGCAUGCAGCCGCUGCAAAUCGAUUGAAGAUGCUUCAAUGUUAUUGGAAGAGCUUCGAUUAUUUGAUAAUCAAGUGUAUGGUGUAGCUCAUGGACUCCUGAUGGGCUUUAGCGAAAAUGUGUGGGUUCAAGCACAGUGUCUUUUUGAUGAAGUGAAGCAGAUGGACCCUUCCACUGCAGCUUCUUUCUACAAUGCUUUGACAGAUAUGCUGUGGCAUCUUGGUCAGAAACGAGGGGCCCAAUUGGUUGUACUCGAAGGCAAAAGGCGCAAUGUAUGGGAGACGUUAUGGUCCGAUUCUUGCUUAGAUUUGCACCUCAUGUCGUCUGGAGCUGCUCACGCCAUGGUUCAUGCUUGGCUGCUGGGUAUUCAUUCUCUUGUGUUUAAUGGCCAUCAGUUGCCAAAGUUAUUGAGCAUUCUGACUGGAUGGGGAAAACACAGCAAGGUCGUCGGUGAUGGAGCUCUAAGGCGGGCGAUCGAGGCACUUCUGACCAGGAUGGGGGCACCAUUUCAGGUUGCGAAAUGCAAUAUAGGAAGGUACGUAUCAACAGGCUCUGUGGUGGCUGCCUGGUUGAAAGAGUCUGGUACCUUAAAAUUGCUUGUUCUUCAUGAUGGUAGAACUCAUCCAGAUACUGAAAAUUUGGAUCUCAUAUCCAAACUCCAAACGAUUUCCUUGUAGCACAAUUUGAAUAAAUAUUAUUAUACACAUACUCACAUGUUUGAAUAUUCAUUUUCA